CGAGCAGAGAGGAGGCAGCCUGAGCCCACACAGGAGCUCUCACUCCACAUUGUACAUCAAUUACUACGAUUUUGUUCAUCAACCCAACAAUGAUGCAUUUCAUUCAGUACACACUGGCGGUUUCAUACAUCUUUGUGCAGCUGGCAGCAGCCGUUGGACCUGGAGAAUCUCCGAUUCCCAUCACCUGCACAAUGACGGCUCUGGAUCUCAAACAAGAGUUGGUUCAGGUCCUUUGUCCCCCUGGAUGUGCUGAGCAAAAACUCUCAGUCUAUGGAGAUGUGGUUUACGCAGCCGUUUCCAGUAUUUGUGGCGCAGCCCUGCACAGGGGUGUGCUCCCCAAAAACGGAGGAAUGAUAAACGUCCAUAGACUGGCGGGACAACAAGAUUACCCAGCAUCCUAUGCAAAUGAAAUGCAGUCAAAGAGCCUCAGUAUGUGGACGUCAUCCUUCUCUGUCUCCAAAGCCGUAAGUCGAGGGCUGGAGGUUUCAGGAAAACCAGUGGCCACUCAGGUCGCUCCAACCAAACGGCCGAAGAAGACUCCACAGAAGUCAACAGGCAACAAAGACUGUAAAGCAGAAAUUGCCUUCGUUAUUGACGGCAGCAACAACAUUGGGCAGCGUCGCUUUAACCUGCAGAAGAAUUUUGUGGCCAGGGUGUCCAUGUUGCUGGGCAUUGGCACAGAAGGCCCCCAUGUGGGUGUAGUUCAGGCAAGUGAAGAGCCCAAGUCUCAGUUCCUUCUGAAUAACUUUACAGCCCCCCGGGACGUUCAGUUUGCGGUGAAGGAGAUCAGCUUUAGAGGGGGCAACUCCAAUACAGGCAAAGCUAUAAAACACACAGCCCAGAGCUUUUUCACUGCUGCUAAUGGGGUCCGAAAGGGCAUUCCAAAGGUCAUGGUGGUGUUUAUAGACGGGUGGCCCGCUGAUAACAUUGAGGAGGCAGCAAUUGUGGCCCGAGAGUUUGGCAUCAACGUCUUCAUUGUGUCCGUGGCACCUCCAGCGGCAGAAGAACUUGGAAUGGUGCAGGACACCGAUUUUAUAAACAAGGCAGUUUGCAAAAGCAACGGCUACUUCUCCUACCACAUUCCAGGCUGGUUUGGCACGGCCAAGCAUGCAAAACCGCUGAUGCAGAAGUUGUGCUCCCACGAGCAUCUCGUUUGCAGCAAGACUUGCUACAACUCCGUCAACAUUGGCUUCCUCAUCGAUGGCUCCAGCAGUGUCGGGGACCUGAACUUCCGCAUGAUGUUAGAUUUCAUGGCUGAUGUAGUGCGAGCAUUUGAAGUCUCAGAUAUUGGUACAAAAGUAGGGGCUGUCCAAUUCACCUAUGACCAACGCCUCGAAUUUGGUCUCCAUGACUACUCCAAUAAAGACGACGUGCUGAGCGCUCUCCGAGGUAUUCCCUACAUGAGUGGUGGUACUGCCACUGGGGAUGCCAUCAACUUUGCUGUGCGUAAUCUCUUUCCGUCAACUAAGGGUGGGAAUAACAAGAACUUCUUGAUCAUCGUCACUGAUGGACAGUCGUACGAUGACGUAAGGGGCCCGGCCAGCUCAGCGCACAAAUCAGGUAUCACGGUUUUCUCCGUGGGUGUAGCGUGGGCACCGAUGGAAGACUUGAAGGACAUGGCAUCUACCCCGAAAGACUCCCACACCUUCUUCACCAGGGAGUUUCCUGGGCUGGAACAAAUCACUCCAGACUUGAUCCGUGGAAUCUGCAGAGACUACCUGGACUCACCUAAAUGAGGAACCCAGCAAGACCCCCGUGAGAGGAAUGGGAGAAAAGGAGCUCAGAGACCUCUCAUUGCUGGUUAUCAUGAUACACCCAGUGUCUAUACCCAUCAGCUACAGGGACACUAGGGCUACACUUACAAUCGCCUAUUUCAACCAAGAUUAUGUUAAAUAUUAUCAUUUCCAAUAUCUGUUGGGUGGUUUGUCAUUAGGACUCUCCUAUUUGAUUUAGGCCAAUCACAGCAGGUCUACUAGAAAUGUGACCAACUAGUUACCAGCACCAACAUCACUGGCCUUUCUCCAUCCAAAUGGGCACAGCAUAUUAUAUAUAUAUCUAUAUUUUUAUAAAAUCUAUAAAACUUGGUGGCAUGUGAAAUAUAGUUUUUUUCU
Molecule: messenger RNA, 2111 nt
Organism: Xenopus laevis (African clawed frog)
Lineage: Eukaryota; Metazoa; Chordata; Amphibia; Anura; Pipidae
Gene: coch.S
Product: cochlin S homeolog
Exons: 12
Coding region: 90-1736 (548 amino acids)
Source: RefSeq, a predicted model, not a curated record